GGAACUCCCCAAUCAGUCAAACUAAUCAUCUCAUUUACUUACUUACAUCCCUGCUGCAUUUCUGGCUUCUUAUCAAUCGAUCCGCCGUCCAUUUGAAACCAUUGCAAACUUACAUAGUUGGCAUAAUAAUACACUACACUCAUUCCUCCGGACACUACAUGCACAUCGUAAAUGCCGAGGAGGCUCAAAAUCUGCAAACGGUCCGUGUGGUGCUGUAAAAUUUCAUCCAGUGAUUGAAAGAUCAGGGAAACUUUAUACAUAGAUUUUUUUGCCCAUUUUUCUAUAAUAUCAAUAACCCAACAUUUAAAAUCCUGAGGCUCUUUAAUCCUAGUUCUUUAACGAUCAGCGCAGUAUUAAUAGAAUAUUCUAAAACUUUUACUACUACGUAAAGAAAAUUUUGAGUACUGGAAAGUUGAAACUAAUUUUUUUAGCAGUCUGCUGAAAAUUUUAUCCUUUGAUCGAUAAUGAUUAAUUUUAAAUCUGUGACCCUCUGGCUACUUCCUUUUGCGCUAAAUCUGGUACUACAGCAAUUAGUGCUAGUGGAAUGUAAAUCAACGAGGAAAGAUUCGUCUGUGUCUGGCCUGAAUCAAGCGUUGGACGGACUUUUGCUGAAACUUUAUGGUGACAUUGAGCCUCGGGAUGAAAUUCUAUGGAAUACUAAACAUGCGGAACAUGUCGGCGAUGAUAAUGCAAUUCAUUAUUCGAAUGAGUGGUUGGUGUACGUUCAGGAGAAAGAAGCCGCUGAUCGACUCGCUGCACAAAGUGGAUAUGAAAAUCUUGGGGAGCUUAAGGAAUUUCCUGGUGUCUACCUGAUGAGAAAUUCGAAUCAUCCCAGGAAACAUAAAAGGAGUGCACGGGAACUUACUCAACAACUACAAAACUAUCCACAAGUUGUAUGGGCAGAUCAACAAUUUUCGAAAUUUAGAGUGAAACGAGAUCCUCUAGAUUUGAUUCAUCUCGUGCAGAAUUUUAAGGUGGACAACUUUUUUAGACAAAACAAUCUCAACAUUUUCGGGAAUCUCGGAACCAAUAAUAGAUUUCAGGAUCCGCUUUGGGAAAAACAAUGGUACAUGCAAGAUACCAGGACUAGGAAAUCUUUACCAAGACUUGAUCUCAACGUUCUGCCAGUUUUUAGCAUGGGGUACACUGGGAAAGGUGUAAAAGUCGUCGUUUUAGACGACGGAUUGGAACACAGUCAUAUGGAUAUUUCACCAAAUUACGUGGCUAGCAUUAGUGGUGAUUUAAAUGACAACGACAACGAUCCCACACCUCACUACGGAUCUCAUCCAGAUAAUUCUCAUGGAACACGAUGUGCUGGUGAAAUCGCAAUGGUCGCAAAUAACUCUGUUUGCGGAGUUGGAAUCGCCUACAAUGCUGGAAUUGGAGGUGUUCGGAUGCUGGAUGGACCUGUGAGUGAUCGAGUUGAGGGAGAAGCACUGUCAUUUGCGGUGGACCAAGUGGACGUCUAUUCUGCUUCUUGGGGUCCGAAUGACGAUGGUCAGACGGUCGAAGGGCCUGGUCGCCUGGCUCAGAGGUCUCUCAUCAAGGGAAUUACUCAAGGGCGGAAGGGAAAGGGGAUAAUAUACGUGUGGGCGUCCGGAAAUGGUGGAUCUAAAGGAGAUUGUUGCAGCUGCGAUGGUUACACUUCGAGCAUCUUCACCCUGUCCAUCGGAAGCGCAUCCGAAUCUGGGGCUUUUCCCUGGUACGGUGAAAAGUGUCCCUCCACGAUGGCAGUCACCUAUUCUAGUGGGGCCUACACGGACCAAAAAUUGUAAUUGUUUUCUAUUUGAGCAACUACAGAUUUGAUGAAUCAGUGCACAACGAGCCACACAGGAACCUCUGCUUCCGCACCAUUGGCAGCCGGGAUAGUUGCGCUCGUUUUGGAAGCAAAUGGGCAGUUGACCUGGAGAGAUAUCCAGCAUCUGACGGUAUGGACAGCACAACCCGGUCCACUUCUGGACAAUCCAGGUUGGAGAACCAAUGCUGAGGGAUUCCAGUACAACUCCCGUUUCGGAUUUGGUCUCCUGGAUGCUCAUGGAAUGGUUAAAAUGGCUCUAAAUUGGACAAAUGUUCCACCGCAGAGGAUCUGUCGUGUCAAAUCACUUCCAUUGUCUGACCGGGUGAUUGACCCAAUGAAGCCAAAAAUCGUGGAAUUCAUUACGGACGCUUGUCGCGACACGGAAAACCAAAUCAACUUUUUGGAACAUGUUCAAGUGAUCACAACGGUCCAGUGCAGUCAACGUGGUGCACUGCAAAUUGAUUUGACUUCCCCGCAAGGAACUAUUACCAGGCUCCUUUUCCCAAGGAAGUUUGACUCCUCUGCAACUGGAUUCUCAGAGUGGCCUUUCUCCUCAACACACACGUGGGGUGAAAGUGCUGCGGGGAAAUGGAUCUUCAAUUUAACCGAUUCCACGGGAAAUCCACGUCACGAGGGAUUUUUGGAGAACGUGGAACUGAUCUUAUACGGAACACAAGAGCCAACUUUCCAAGCCUCGAAAGGGAGACGAGUGUAUCCACAAGAGUACAAGAAAAAGAGUUUGUUCCCACAUAACGAUGGAUUGAAACCUGGUGAUAGGUUGCAAGCCAUCUUGGACGAUAUGAACAAUUGGGUUUAAAAUUACACCCAUUAUUAUGGAAUGCUGUGGAUUGGGAAAUUGAGUAUUUUUGUAACAAAAUUCCAAAUUAUGAACAUGUAUCCUUGCAUUGUGUACAAUUCCUCGAUACCACGCUGUUUGUCAUAUGCGUACUAGUAUGAUUUUUAACUUUUACGACAGAUGUGAAUUUUUAAGAUAGCGUGUGUGGAGACAAACAUACUUUCGAUUUACUUUCGUGUAAUUUUAUGUAGGGAAAGCAUAUUGGUGAACUUAUUUAGCAACUUUUUAUUUUAAUAUUUUGACAUCUACACACGAUACAAAUCAAGAGUGAUAAAACUUGUUUCAAUUCUAGUCAAAACUAGUUAUUUUAAAAUCUGAGAAAAUUGGGUAUUAAUUAAAUUCACACCAACUGUGAAUGAAGAUGCAACUGUGAAAGUGUAUAAACGCACUUUAGCGAAGGCGUUGUUGAGCGUAAUGAAUAAGUAUGUAUCUUCAAAUCAAUGAAUAAAAAUUAAAUUGAACUGCAAUGAA
Folsomia candida is the source of this 3125-nucleotide messenger RNA. RefSeq names its product neuroendocrine convertase 1-like. Gene Ontology annotation, biological process: protein processing. Gene Ontology annotation, molecular function: serine-type endopeptidase activity. The record is from RefSeq and is a predicted model, not a curated record. The transcript has 13 exons. Lineage: Eukaryota; Metazoa; Arthropoda; Collembola; Entomobryomorpha; Isotomidae. Gene Ontology annotation, cellular component: Golgi membrane; trans-Golgi network.